Messenger RNA from Chrysemys picta bellii (western painted turtle), 1212 nucleotides. Its product is annotated as olfactory receptor 11A1-like. Gene Ontology annotation, cellular component: membrane. Lineage: Eukaryota; Metazoa; Chordata; Testudines; Emydidae. The record is from RefSeq and is a predicted model, not a curated record. Gene Ontology annotation, biological process: G protein-coupled receptor signaling pathway. Gene Ontology annotation, molecular function: odorant binding; olfactory receptor activity; G protein-coupled receptor activity.
AUGAUGAUGAUGAGGAUGGAAGAUAGAUGGCAAAACCUAUAUCCUGGUGUCAAUACUAAGAGUGAAGAGUUCACAUCAGAGGUUUUGGCUGCUAAUACCUCCUCCUUAAAGCUUCACUUCCAGGUCCAUGCAGAAGAUGGAAAUCAAACAUCCGUCACAAAAUUCAUCCUGCUAGGAUUUGGGGAUCUCCCUGAACUACAGAUUCUUCUUUUCAUGCUGUUCCUAGUGAUCUACUUCAUGACCAUGGCUGGGAACAUUCUCAUCAUUGUUCUAAUUGUGGCUGAUCAACACCUGCACACCCCCAUGUACUUCUUCCUGGGGAACCUGUCCUGCUUGGAGAUCUGCUACACCUCCACCAUCCUGCCCAGGAUGCUGGCCAGUCUCCUGACAGGGGACAGAACCAUUUCUGUUAGUGGCUGCAUCAUACAAUUUAACUGGUUCAGCUCCCUGGCAGCUGUAGAAUGUGCUCUCCUAGCAGUGAUGUCUUAUGAUCGGUACUUAGCAAUAUGUAAACCUCUGCACUAUGCAAUGCAGAUGAAUGGCAGCUUGUGCCUCCAGAUGGCAUCUUUGUCUUGGAUUAGUGGCUUCCUGGCUAGUACUGUCACGACAUCUUUGUUAGCACAGUUCACUUUCUGCGGACCAAAUGAAAUUAAUCAUUUCUUCUGUGAUUUCACCCCUUUGAUCAAACUCUCCUGCAGUGACACCAGCUGGAUGGAACUCGUGACCUUCAUACUUUCCUCCAUCUUCACCCUUCCCGCAUUCCUAUUAACUGUGACAUCCUACAUUUCUAUUAUUGCCUCCAUCCUGAGAAUCCCUUCCACCAUGGGGAGGCAAAAGGCCUUUUCCACCUGCUCCUCUCACCUCAUUGUGGUGACAAUUUUCUAUGGGACCCUAAUGAUUGUCUACAUGCUACCAGAUAGUGCUACAGUGGAAAACCUGAACAAAAUGUUCUCUGUCUUCUACACAGUCCUGACUCCCAUGGUCAACCCCCUCAUCUACAGCCUGAGAAACAAGGAGGUGAACAGAGCCCUGAGGAAAGCUCUUGUGAAAUAUGUGCCUUUCCCACAAAAAUCAUCUUCUAAAAUGGACUUGGUAUUGAGAGACCAAGGAUCCAAAUAUACCACCAUGUAUCAGAGACCUCAGUGUAAAUCCAAGUCCCCAUCAGAACUGGACAAAGACACCUUGCUAACCAUCAGUGGUCUGAAAGGAUAG